UGUUUGUUUAUUUAUGCACACCACCAUUUAUUCUAAAGGGAUAUAAGAAAAAAGAGAUAUAUAUAGCAGCAUAGUAUUAGUAUGUGAAUGCACUGUAUGAGCAUGUAAAGAAAAAGAGGGAUUAAAUAGAGAUCUUAUUAGUAUUAAGAGGAGGAAGAAGACAAUUUGAGGAAUAUUUAGAUAAGAGAAGCAAGAGAUGUAUUGGAGAUACAAGGGUGGUUUGGUGCUCAUUAUUACUGUGGUAAUCCUUUGGGUCACUUCUGCAGAGGUCACACAGAUAGUGUUCGCAGAUUACAAGCACCCAUUUGUAGUGACAUAUAUUGGAAUCUCUCUUUUACUUGUACACCUUCCAAUUGCAUUCAUCAAAGAUUUCUUGCUAAAUUUCUUCACACAACGUUGGCUCACACCUUGUAAUAAUUCUCAAGUUUCAAACCAGUCAAAGGAAUGCGCCCUCGAUUUGUUUCCAAAGGAUAAAGAACACCCAGUUCUUAUUUCUGACACUAAUGUGGAAACACUGAAAGUUGACACAAAGCUUACUGCCAAACAAACUUUUCUUAUCGGAUUUUGCAUUGCUCCUCUUUGGUUCGCCACUGAGUAUCUGACGAAUGCUGCACUUGCGCAAACGAGUGUAGCAAGUACGACAUUAUUAUCUUCAACAUCAUGUCUCUUCACUCUCUUGAUCGGAGCGUUAUUAGGCGAAGAGACGAUCACUUUCGUCAAAGCAAUUUCUGUAGUUAUCAGCAUGACCGGUGUAGGCAUGACAAUAGUAGGUAAAACAUGGAUCUCUGGCGGAUCACUAUCCAAAGUAUCCAAAGAUGAGAAGCAUUCUCUGGUAGGAGAUCUUUAUGCUGGUUUGUCAGCUUUGACGUAUGGCCUAUUUACAGUGUUACUAAAAAAGAUUGCUGGAGAAGGAGAAAAAGUAGAUGUGCAGAAGCUGUUUGGCUAUAUAGGAUUGUUCACUCUUGCGGCAUUUUGGUGGCUUGUGUGGCCACUCACAGCAAUGGGAAUAGAACCCAAAUUUGCAUUACCAAAUUCAGCUAAAACAGAGGAGAUAAUCUUUCUCAAUAGUUUUACCGGAAAUGUGCUCUGUGAUUAUUUCUGGGCACUGGGUGUGGUUUGGACAAGCCCACUGGUUGCAGCAUUAGGAGUUUCCCUAACCAUACCACUAGCCAUGUUGGAGGACAUGGUGAUCCACGGUCAACACUAUUCUGCUAUUUAUAUCAUUGGCUCAGCUCAGGUAUUUAUGGGAUUUGUGAUAGCUAACCUGGCUGAUUGUCUUUCCCGAAAGGCAAAGAUGUUGCUCCUUUAUGUUACCAACAUCUAUAAUCUACUCUUCCAGCUGCAAAAGAAUGUUACUUGAACAACUAUUUCAAUGAUGUGAUUACAAAUUACCAAUAUAGAAAAAGUAUAGUGUAAUUAUGAUAUUGCAAUUAUUUAUUAAAUCGUCUUUUUUGUUA
This is a messenger RNA of Mercurialis annua (annual mercury), 1457 nucleotides long. RefSeq lists its product as uncharacterized. Gene Ontology annotation, cellular component: membrane. Gene Ontology annotation, biological process: regulation of peptide transport. The record is from RefSeq and is a predicted model, not a curated record. Lineage: Eukaryota; Viridiplantae; Streptophyta; Magnoliopsida; Malpighiales; Euphorbiaceae. The transcript has 8 exons. The coding region runs from base 197 to 1360 and encodes 387 amino acids.